AUGUUUGGUGGUGUUUCAAUGAUGAGCAAUGGUGGAGAUUGUUUAGAUCAACAAGUGCAAACACUAGUUGGAUUUGUAGCGGAGUCUCAAGUCCCUUCGUUUUGCUCCCAAGUUAACUUGCAAAAUGUUCCAAUCAAUGAAGAUAUAAGCUUGAGUGGUUGUGUAGAUUCUAAACAAAGGUUUAGCAUGGAUGAAGAUAAACUACUUAUGAAUGCAUGGUUGAAUGUUUCAAAGGACCCAAUUGUUGGGGUUGAUCAAAAGGGAUGGCUUUUGAAAAGUGAGAGCUCUGAGGAUGAUGUCAUCAAUGAUGCCUUAGCCAUUUUUAUUCGAGAUCAAGGAGAAGCAUUCAAAUAUGAGUAUGCAUGUCGUGAAGCGAGGAACCAAGCUAAAUGGCUUGCAGUGUACGGUGAAGGUUCUUCAAAAAGAACAAAGAAAUCGGCUUUAAGGGCAUACACGUCAUCAUCUCAAUCAGACAUAACAACAAAUUCAGAAAUUUGA
Glycine soja is the source of this 498-nucleotide messenger RNA. RefSeq names its product glutathione S-transferase T3-like. The record is from RefSeq and is a predicted model, not a curated record. The transcript is spliced from 2 exons. The coding region runs from base 1 to 498 and encodes 165 amino acids. Lineage: Eukaryota; Viridiplantae; Streptophyta; Magnoliopsida; Fabales; Fabaceae.